AUGUCUUUCUCUCUGGUUGCACGUAGAGCAGCUCCCCGCUUCAUCACCUCGUCUCUCCAGACAGCUCCUCGUCAGCAAGCCAUCGUCACAGCAGCAGCAAAGUUCACACGUUCAAGCAGACAACAAUCCACAAUGUCUUCCGACCAGCAGAUCGUCUUCACCAAGAACGCCCCUGCGGCCCUUGGUCCCUACUCCCAAGCUAUCAAGACCCCCAACAUGAUCUACUGCUCUGGUCAGAUCCCCCUCACCCCUGAGGGCGAGCUUGUUGAGGGCAUCACUGGGCAGACCCGCCAGGCUUGCAAGAAUGUCCAAGCUGUUGUUGAGGAGGCCGGUUCAUCCCUUUCCAAGGUUGUCAAGACCACAGUCUUCAUCUCCGACAUGUCCUACUUUGCUGUUAGUUUUGCCAGAAUCGCUAGUCUUCAUCCUACUUACUAUUCACAGGAGAUCAACACCGAGUACGAGAAGUGGUUCUCUCACAAGCCAGCCCGUAGCUGCGUCGCUGUCAAGACUCUUCCCAAGAACGUCGAUGUCGAAAUUGAGGUCAUCGCUCUUCCUUAA
This is a messenger RNA of Fusarium coffeatum, 558 nucleotides long. RefSeq lists its product as uncharacterized. The transcript is spliced from 3 exons. Gene Ontology annotation, cellular component: cytosol; mitochondrion. Bases 1 to 558 code for a protein of 185 amino acids. Lineage: Eukaryota; Fungi; Ascomycota; Sordariomycetes; Hypocreales; Nectriaceae. Gene Ontology annotation, molecular function: deaminase activity. The record is from RefSeq and is a predicted model, not a curated record.